Molecule: messenger RNA, 2898 nt
Organism: Pomacea canaliculata
Lineage: Eukaryota; Metazoa; Mollusca; Gastropoda; Architaenioglossa; Ampullariidae
Product: glycosylphosphatidylinositol anchor attachment 1 protein-like
Exons: 13
Coding region: 240-2354 (704 amino acids)
Biological process (GO): attachment of GPI anchor to protein
Cellular component (GO): membrane; GPI-anchor transamidase complex
Source: RefSeq, a predicted model, not a curated record
CUCGAGUUUAUUUUCACCGGUUUAGAAAGGUAUUCAGGCAUAUAACUCUGUGUAUUCAGUGUCGGCAAUCGAAUAAAAUUUAAUAUGCAUGUCAAAACCCAUAUGUUAAUAUUACUUUAGCAGGAAUAUGAUAUCUAUGUGGACAAAUGAACAGUUGUUUAUAUGGACUGGCGAAAAAAUACACCAGUAACUAAGGAGAGUGGAUAGCUGAGAUCGAGGAGAACGAAACGGUGAAAACCAUGGGGCUACUGACGGACACAAAGCAACGACAGAGACUGGUGAGCGUUUUAAGUCGGCAUCAUCAGAAACUGUCCGUGCUGCUGUAUGUUGUGGGGUUGGUGUGGUUCCUUGCUUUGGCCUAUGAACCUCUAAAUGCCAGCACCUACUUUUCAGAAAAUGCUCUUCUUCCAGGACUGGUGGACUCUAACCUUCCAUCAGAAUUUUUCUCUCUUCAUCAGUAUGCAGAGGCUCUAAAAGCAGAGAUGCAGAAAGACAAAAAAAGAGUUCCAAAAGACUGGAUCUUCAGACAGUUUCAGAAUCUUGGACUUGAAACUUACAGACAUAAUUUCACCAUCAAGUAUCCCUUCAAAAUGGCAAUUAGUCAGGACCUGGUUGGAGAGAACAUUUUUGCAAUUCUCCGUGCCCGUCGUGCAGCAAGCACAGAAGCUCUUGUGAUGGCAACACCCCUGCGUGCAGCUAGUACCACAAAGACACAGACGGAUGGUGGCAUUGCUGUAAUGCUUGGCCUUGCGGAACAGUUUCGCAAAAAUCCUUACUGGGCAAAGGAUGUCAUCUUUCUCCUUAGUGAGUUUGAUGAGGUUGGAGUCCACGCCUGGCUAGAUGCUUAUCAUGAGACCAGAUCACAGUAUGUCAUUCCUGAUGAACUUCCUGGGCGAAGUGGUGCUAUUCAGGCAGCCAUCAACUUGGAGAUCCCAAGAGAUAAGAUUCAGUAUGUGAAUAUAAAGAUUGAAGGGCUCAAUGGACAACUGCCCAACCUUGACCUUUUCAAUUUGGCUGUUCGCCUGUGUCGUCGAGAACAGGUUCUAGUGACUUUCCACCAUCGGAGUGAUCACUAUGAAGCUGAUUCAUGGGACAGCUUUCAGCAUUCACUGGUCACAAUGCUGCAUAUGAUGUGGUCACAAGCUUCUGGGGCACCAUCUGGUGGCCAUGGUCUCUUUCAUCGUUACCAUAUAGAGGCACUCACAUUAGAGGGAGUGCGUUUCAAGAAGGGAUUCAAAAAUCACCCACUAGAAAAAAUAGCCAGGGUGACAGAAGGCAUAUUCCGCAGUCUGAACAACUUGUUGGAGCGCUUUCACCAAUCUUUCUUUUUCUAUCUGCUGCCAGCCACGGAUCGAUAUGUCUCCAUCGGCCUGUACAUGCCUCCCUUUGGGUUAAUGGUUGCUGCUGCAGCUAUUAAAGCACUAGCUUUGUGGAUAGAGACACAUCCCUCCAGCACAGAUAAUGAAGAGGACUCGGGAAAUAAAGAGAGUCUAGAAGCCAAAACUGAUAAAGAAGAGAAAGCAAAAGAUCAUAAUGUUGAGGCUGAGAAAAGUGGAGAAGCAACUAAAGACAACGAGAAGCCAGGUGAAGAUGAGGGAAAGAAGUGUGAGAAGAUAUCAGGAGAAACCACUGAGGGGCAGCACCAAAGCCCUGGUGAGGAGACAGAUGGAACUCAAGAUGUAAGCCUAAAUGAAGACUCUGAUGACGAGUUUGAGUUACAGAUGACAGGCUUAUUGACAGUAACACCUAUGAUACUGGUAUCUUUCCUUCUGGGGCUGAUGGCUUACACUGCCCCCUACAUACUGACACGCUUCACUCCAUCAAUGAAAAUGAAGCCAGAUGACACCAUAUUGUUCGGCAUUUUGGCAGUCUUCUCUGCUGCUUUGUCCUACCCUUAUCUUAUGAGCAGGAAGGCAGCACCCGAGGACCAGUUGACAGUAGACUGGCGUCUUCUGCAAUGCGUGGGUUUGUUCAUGCAGGGACUUGUGCUAAUGGCCCUCUCUGUCAUGAACAUCUCUCUUGCAUUUUUCCUUGCUGCCUCAUCCAUACCAGUCACAGGUUUUAUUAAGGGGACCAACCAAAGAGUGCUUCGUGUUCUCCAGCUUUUUGCCUUACUUGUCAUCUCCCCUUUGGGUCUCUUGAUCAUUGCCUCUCUUGUGAAUGCUUCCUUGGAGAAGAACUUCAGUGGGAAACUUGUGGACCUUGUUGCUGGGGGCUAUGAACACAUGAAGGAGAUGAUAUUUCUGCUGCUGGUAGACCAAUACCUCUUCAGCUCCUGGACAUACACAAUUAUCUGCUUUGCCAUCCUUCCUACCUGGCUUGUCUUCUGGGCAGUUCCCUUCAAUUCACCUUGAUAAUGUUAAUGAGCUCAACAAUAUUGGACUAUGAAAUUUCUUGAUGCUUUAAUGGCAUAACCUGAACAGUGCAGGUGAACAGUUCAGUUUUCCAGCACAGGCAUUACGCUUAUAGACAUAUUCCAACAUUCCUGCUUUUUCAGAAGCAACUCUUAAUGAUUAAAGGAAAAAAAAGCUCACCAAUCAAAAUAACCCCCAAAAAAAUCAAAAUGUCAUCUUACGUUUGAAAAUAGUGUGUCUAAAAGAAAUGCAGUUUGGAGUAAUGCAAUCUGUUUUUCCUCACAUCUCCUGAAUGUACCUUAUGCUUCUGUCCUCUCACACACCUCAUUUUCCCUUUAGCAAUAGAGUACAUGAACAAAAACGAGAAAAAAAUAUUCAGUAGUGUGAUUUUCAGCUGUUGUAGGCAUGUAGAUGCAGUGGUCCAUGAACAUUUCUGCCCUGAUAAGAGAAUGCCUUGUUCAUAUUCAAAUACUUAUGUAAUUUAAAUAUGUUAAUUCAGAUUGAGGAUGAUGUAAUUCAGAUUAAAGAUGGCAUAUAAACACAC